Molecule: messenger RNA, 543 nt
Organism: Volvox carteri f. nagariensis
Lineage: Eukaryota; Viridiplantae; Chlorophyta; Chlorophyceae; Chlamydomonadales; Volvocaceae
Exons: 1
Source: RefSeq, a predicted model, not a curated record
CUGCAUAAGCCUCCGCAGUGGCAUUCGCUGCAUAAGCCUCAGCUGUCGCAUUCCCUGCAUAAGCCUCCGCAGUGGCAUUCCCUGCAUAAGCCUCCGCAGUGGCAUUCGCUGCAUAAGCCUCAGCUGUCGCAUUCGCUGCAUAAGCCUCCGCAGUGGCAUUCGCUGUAUAAGCCUCAGCUGUCGCAUUCCCUGCAUAAGCCUCCGCAGUGGCAUUCCCUGCAUAAGCCUCCGCAGUGGCAUUCCCUGCAUAAGCCUCCGCAGUGGCAUUCCCUGCAUAAGCCUCCGCAGUGGCAUUCCCUGCAUAAGCCUCAGCUGUCGCAUUCGCUGCAUAAGCCUCCGCAGUGGCAUUCCCUGCAUAAGCCUCAGCUGUCGCAUUCGCUGCAUAAGCCUCCGCAGUGGCAUUCCCUGCAUAAGCCUCAGCUGUCGCAUUCGCUGCAUAAGCCUCAGCUGUCGCAUUCCCUGCAUAAGCCUCCGCAGUGGCAUUCGCUGCAUAAGCCUCAGCUGUCGCAUACGCUGCAUAAGCCUCAGCUGUCGCAUUCCCUG